UGGCUGCCUCCCACCACUUGCUCUCUCCCAGGGUUGCCAAUUUUGGUACUAACGUACCAUAUUUGGUACUUUUUAACUCAAAAGUACGUUUGGUACGUCUUUCAAUAAAUUUGGUACUAAACUGUUUCCGUAGGAUUGUUCGAAUCUCAUAUUAGAAAAAAAAUCCCAACUGACUGACUGACUGUUUCCCAUUUCCUCCUGUAUGAGAUAUUUAAUUAAAUAAAAUACGCAUAUAUUGUGAUAAUAAUAAAAAAAAACAAUAUUUAUGUAAAUAACAUUACAUAUUUUCGUCAGUGUAAAUUAUAAAUAUACUAUAUUGUCGACUGAAGUCGUUGGGUUUGAGAUUCGGACACCUCUGCUGAGCCAAACCGUACGGAGUCGGACCUGACUACUAGUAUCCUACACGUACCAUACUCGUCAGAAUACAGGCGCCGCGUCUCAGACUCGACUGGUUCGUCAGUGUCUGUCAGUCUGGCGUGGGUUGUACCCCUACGGAUUACCUUCAGGAUUUUGUAGCGUGGGUGUCGUGAAACUGAUAAAAGUAAAACCACGUUUGUGUUAUAAUUACGGUGAAGGAUCAGAUUAUGCAGACAGUUUGCCCUAAGGACAGUAAAACACCUGCUUGUGCUCUUGGCUUUUUUUUAUAAAAUCUUCUAUCUAAAAUGAGCCGAAAGUGGACUCCACAGGAAAACACAAGAGGGGACGAGGAUUUACAUCUUUAGUCAAGGUAUCGCUUGUGGUAGUGGAGGUGGUGGUGAUGAACAUCCUGGCAACGCUGACCAAACUCUCCUGCGGCCACGCCAUUGAGUUCGGGCGGUGCAGCAGUGUGUCCGGCGACCCUUACUUCCACCCUGACGAGCUGGAGGGCCUGUGGUACGUGAUUGAGAUGUACAAGACCAGCAGCCGCUGCAUGACCAUCACCUUCCAGCGCACGCUGGACGGUUUCACGGGGACCGAGGUGAGGGAGCUGCUGGUGGGCCGGAGGGUUGGCCUGGACCAUAGCGUCUCCAACACCGGUGUCUUCACCUUCAAGAACAUAGACAACCCGGCGCUCAUGAAAGUCAGGUGGCCCUCAGUGUUCAUUGAUAAGCCCGCGGACGUGACGGUGGUGGACACAGACGGGGUUCACUUCGCGGUGCUGUACGAGUGUCAGUCGCUGUGGGUGCUGCGGCGCGCCUCGGCAGUCAUCCUGAGCCGCCAACCCUUCCUGGACGAGGCGGUGCUGCAGCGGGUCAAGGAGGACCUCGCCAAGCUGAACAUCAACACGGAGCACCUCACCACCAUCCAGCACGAUGACUGCCAGGCGCUGCACGAGGCGGACCUCAACAUUAACCUUAACACAGUCGUGCGCAUCAUGAAGCAGGGGUGGCAGAGCAGAGGACGCGGACUCGUCACCCACGUCACUAUACUGGACACCGUGAGGGCCUUGGCAGCCCCCACCACGCCGCCCACACCUACAGUACCAGUCAGGCCCGCAAGACCAGCAAAACCUGCCAGACCAACCAAGCCUACCACCAGACACUGAGGGGAAUACGGGAUGAAUGGAAGGGAGGAAUAGUUAUAUUAAGAUCACAGGGUCAUACUAAGGUUACAUUAUAUUGAGUUUAGGUUAUGGUACGUCAAGUUAGUGUAGGUACUCAUACAGAUACAGCCUUGAGAAAAGAAUGUAAUCUCUUAUUUAAUAAAAGUUCCCCUUAAUAAUAUUGGUUGGUUGUCAUUACAGCGCUACUGGCAGUUUCUUGGGUUUGCAGGGGUGUUGUCAUUAUAUCUCGCUUAUUCCUGUGGUGUCUUUCGAAAACAUUACCACAGUUUGCACCACAUUUCACCAAGUUUAAGAUGCCAUGGCAGUCAACUUCGGACACAUCAUUUUCUCUGCAAGUAACUUUUUUUUUUUUUUUCACUCAUGUCACCUCUUUACUCAUCGUACACUUAUAUGUUACUACGAGAAACACUGCAAUCCUUCCUUCAUGUACCCUGCCACGAC
Molecule: messenger RNA, 1984 nt
Organism: Portunus trituberculatus (swimming crab)
Lineage: Eukaryota; Metazoa; Arthropoda; Malacostraca; Decapoda; Portunidae
Product: apolipoprotein D-like
Exons: 5
Coding region: 758-1525 (255 amino acids)
Source: RefSeq, a predicted model, not a curated record